AUUGAUUGCUCGUUAUCCUUGGAAAAAAUCCACAAUUAUCUUAAGACGCCAAACCCGCUUAGGCCUAGCGCAAUUCGUAACCCGGAAAGCAAGGGCCGAUUAUCUAAUCUGCGCCGACAACCGCCGAACGAUACGUGACGGAAAACAAACCGCAACAAGGAAAAAAUGCCCCUCCUUGCGCGCUGCCCCACCUUGCUCUCUGCUACCCCGCCUCUGGUCACUUCGUCUACAAGUGCUGCUCUCUCCCGCUCUCUUCCUCGUUAUUCUUCUUCCUCUCUUCGACCCAUUGCUCGUCCUUCCAUCAAUCUCUCCACCAAGAAAAACUCCCAAUUCUCUCGACAGUUUCACGCUUCCUCCGCAGCCAUGACGAUCAAGACUUUCUUCGACGUCGAAUACACCGAUCACUCGGGAGCUAAGAAGACUGAGCGGAUCGUCUUCAACCUCUUCGAUGAGGAUGUCCCAAAGACUGCAGAGAACUUCCGUGCUCUCUGCACCGGCGAGAAGGGCUUCGGAUACAAGGGUUCUUCUUUCCACAGAAUCAUCCCCAAGUUCAUGCUUCAGGGUGGUGACUUCACUCGCGGCAAUGGCACUGGUGGCAAGUCCAUCUACGGUGACAAGUUCGCCGAUGAGAACUUCAAGCGCACCCACACCGGCCCUGGUAUCCUGUCCAUGGCUAAUGCCGGCCCCAACACCAACGGCUCUCAAUUCUUCAUCACCACCGAGAAGACUAGCUGGCUUGACGGCAAGCACGUCGUCUUCGGUGAAGUUGCCAACCCUGAGUCCCUGCAGGCUGUCAUGAACAUCGAGAAGACUGGCAGCAGCUCCGGCGCCAUCACCACCAAGACCAAGCCAACCAUCGUCGACUGCGGUCAGCUCUAAAUCUGCCAUUUGGCCCCCAAAUCUUGAAAAGGAUAGGAUGUAACGGACGAAACGGGAUACAUAUGGGGCGGCUGUUUUAAAUAACGACCAAAAACUAAGACUACUUUUCAAUUAAUACGUAUGCCAUCCGCUGUGGCUUCCCGCCUUUUCCAAACCUUUCUCAGCUGUGCUUUACCGCCUUCUCUUGCCGUUGAUACCGGGAGCUCUUUCUAGUUGUUGAGCUGAUUUAAAUUGUCCUCGACUUCUGAACGGGCACUCAGGUGGAAAACCUUCUCUCAUAACUGGUAGUCUAGUCAAUGAUAUGCUAUAAGUUAUGGUGUAUUAUUUGCUCUUUGGAAUCUAAUGAGUGUAAUGGUGCAAUGGAACAACCUCUCUUC
Coccidioides posadasii C735 delta SOWgp is the source of this 1256-nucleotide messenger RNA. It is a transcript of the gene CSR1, whose product is annotated as phosphatidylinositol transfer protein csr1. Gene Ontology annotation, molecular function: peptidyl-prolyl cis-trans isomerase activity. NCBI's taxonomy places the organism in Eukaryota, Fungi, Ascomycota, Eurotiomycetes, Onygenales, Onygenaceae. The record is from RefSeq and is a predicted model, not a curated record. Gene Ontology annotation, biological process: protein peptidyl-prolyl isomerization; protein folding.